Cantharellus anzutake is the source of this 1639-nucleotide messenger RNA. Its product is annotated as armadillo-type protein. Gene Ontology annotation, biological process: peptidyl-hypusine biosynthetic process. Gene Ontology annotation, molecular function: protein binding; deoxyhypusine monooxygenase activity. The coding region runs from base 179 to 1315 and encodes 378 amino acids. The transcript is spliced from 4 exons. The record is from RefSeq and is a predicted model, not a curated record. NCBI's taxonomy places the organism in Eukaryota, Fungi, Basidiomycota, Agaricomycetes, Cantharellales, Hydnaceae.
CUCCACCUUCAAUUUGAUUCAAUUGCCCGUCAGCACUUUGGAUAGAUCCUUUGACAGUUCUCGUUCGCGGCGAUCGAUCGGUCUCUUACUCCCACGUAAGGUACAAGAGAAGCCAGUACUAAUUAUUGAAGCCGAUCGAUUCUUUUACAUCCGAUCAUUUACGUUUCCGGAGGUCAGCAUGACAGAUUCCGAUUCAGCAAAGUUCAACGUUGUAACAGAGGAGCAUCUUCGAGCGUUAGGGGAUAGGCUCAUAAAUGCUUCCAGAGAUUGUUCACUCUCAUCCUCCUAUCGGACGCUCUUCACCCUAAAAUCUCUAUGUCAACGCGCAAUAGCGGCAGCCAACUCUCAUUCCGUAUCCACUAGCCCAAGAUCAACAACGUCACUCCUCAACAACGACACGUCCAAUUCCAAUUCCGAAUCGCCAUCCACCCAAACACCAAUAAUAAUUCUCCCACCAAAUGCCGAGCAAGUGAUAAUAUCGCUCCUCGGAAAGGCCCUUCACGCGCCGACCGUCCGUUCUCUCCUUCGACACGAACUUGCCUAUGUCCUAGGUCAAAUCGGUUCACCGCUAGCCAUCCCAAUCCUAGAAGAAGUACUCAGUGAUGUUGAGGGGCAGGAGGAGAUGGUUAGACAUGAAUCUGCUGAGGCUUUGGCUGCGUUGGACAGUAAAGGGAGUGUGGAGAUUCUUAGACGGUUUGUCGAUGAGGGAGGGAAAGGGGAGAAAGGGAAGGUGGUUAGGGAGACUUGUCAGAUUUCAUUGAGGAAGAUUGAGUGGAAUGAGAGCGAAGAGGGGAAGGAUAAUGGGGCUAUCGAUAGGAAGUUCACGUCCAUUGACCCUGCACCCCCUUUCACCACACCUUCCACGUCCACAGAAAUCGAUUCACUAAAGAGGACGCUCCUAGAUGUUACCCACUCUUUAUUCGAUCGUUACAGAGCUAUGUUCUCCCUGCGAAACAUCGGUACGCCAGAGGCGAUUGAUGCUCUGUCAGCAGGGUUCUUGGAUGACAACGCUCUAUUCAAACACGAAAUAGCAUUCAUCAUGGGUCAGUUGUCACACCCCCAUUCGAUCCCCGCUCUUGUCAAAGUUCUCGAACGGCCCGAUGAAUCGCCGAUGGUCAGACACGAAGCGGCUGAAGCCCUCGGGGGUAUUGCUGAAGAGGAAGGAUCGAGUGGGCAGGGCACUUUGAGGAUUUUAAGAGAAUGGAGGGAUAAACCUGAGGCUCCGGAGGUGGUUAGGGAGAGCUGUAUCGUGGCGGUUGAUAUGUGGGAGUAUGAGAACAGCAAGGAAUUCGAGUAUGCCAAUGGAUUGUUGUAGAUGCUGUUAACAUGGGAACAAGCCGUGCGUAAAGGAAGAAAUUGGCCAAUUGGCGUACAGAUUAUGAUUCUGCCAGGUUGCGACGCGACUCCUUUGUGAUCGAUUGCAGAGUGAAUCACCGGGUCCAUAGGCUUUCUCGUGUCAUUGACGCAUCUGCAUGCUUUGGCCUUGGAUGCUUGCUUUUCGAUGCACAAAUUGAGCUCAACCCAAAUGAAGAUCCCAUUUUAUGUUGGCCUGAUUACCCGAGUACUGUGUUGUCACCUGUACAUCUAAUCAUUUGCGCGAGGCUCUGGGUCAUGUAACGGCCGCGGUUGCGAGGAAAUA